This is a messenger RNA of Bactrocera oleae (olive fruit fly), 13618 nucleotides long. NCBI's taxonomy places the organism in Eukaryota, Metazoa, Arthropoda, Insecta, Diptera, Tephritidae. The record is from RefSeq and is a predicted model, not a curated record.
AUGGAACCUUCUACCAGCGCAGAGGCCGCAGCCGCUGCAGUGGUAGGACCAGAUCCACGCCUUGAGUUGAUGGGUUCUUUUGUUAUCAAAUCACUGAAAUUGAAACCCGAAAAAUGGACACGUGUAAUAACAGUGGAAGAGCACAAAGCUAUAAUAAAAGAAUUUCUCGAUAGACCGGUACCCAUGGUGCUAAUUAUUAUACUCACACAAGCUGCACAGCUGUUACCAUCCACUACAUUUCCCCUCUCACAAUUAAAAAGUAAAGGAGUGUAUUUCAUUAAGAAACAUCCAGAGCCUGUACCACGUGAGGACUGUAGUAAUUUUAUCAUUUACGGUGACUUGGCUACCCGCACCAUCGAUCAGCUGUCCGCGUUGGUCGAGGAGGUGCUUGUACCAUUGCUCUCCAAUGAUGUGAACUACAAGUCAUGGCCCACAAUGGUUGCACAGGAUGUGCAAAAGCAUGUCCACAGUUUGAAGAGCACUGUACAUCAGGUGAAGGGGCAAGUGAGUGGUGAGACAAUACUUGCAAUGCCAGUGGGUGUGGAAUUGAUUGUUAAGUUGGCUGCGAAAUUAAAUAAUUCACGACGCAUAGCUAUCGAUUUAUACUUGAAAAGUGCUAUUGAGGGUGUGGUCAUCAAGUGGGCGGAACAAAUACACGAAGUCAUCAAAGAAAAUCCAUCGAAUGCAUUUCAAAAUGGUCAAAACCCUACACCGCAAGUUGAAAUCGCCUUCUGGAAUAAUCGUUUGAAGAACUUAUCCUUCAUAUUCGAUCAAUUGCGUGGUGAACGUAUACGUGCAAUGGCUUUGGUAUUAGAAUAUACUAAUAGCGCAUAUCAUCCAUGCUUUCAAGGAAUAUUUAAAAACGUUGUAACAGCUUUAGCCGAAGCGAAAGAAAUCACUCUCUAUCUUAAUCCAUUGAAACGUCCUAUACAACAAUUGGAAGAGAUUGACUUUGCCGAAUGUAAACCGUUAUUAAUUCCACUAAUGUAUGUGAUUUGUACAAUGUGGGGUAACUCACGUUAUUACAGCAAUUCUUCAAAAAUAACGGUUUUGCUGAAACAAUUGUGUAAUCUCAUUAUCCAACAGGCCAAGCGUUAUCUCGAUCCUUCAUCGAUAUUCCAUAGCGAUAUUGAUGAGGCAAUGCAACGUCUCACACAAUCUAUACAAAUAUUGAAAUUCUUUCGUGAGCUUUACGAUCACUACAAGGAAAAUUUGGCAGAAUUCUUUCCCACGCCAGAGGAGAGACCACCGAUUCCCUGGACCUUUCAUCCAAAUUCCGUCUUCAAUCGCUUUAAUGCAUUUUUGGAGCGUUUAACUACAAUACAAUGGUUUUUCUUUACUGUGAUUGAAUUCUUGAAGUUAGAGAAAGUUGAAAUCGGUGGUCUACGCGGACGGCAAUUGAGCACACGCAUCACUGCGGUAUAUGUGGAGUUCAAUCAAUAUUUCACGGCGUUUGCCUCCAAGUCUUAUGAUGUGCUCGAUCCCGACGAUCAUGAAUUCGAUGAGGAUUUUGAGAAUUUUCAAACACACAUUCUUGAGUUGGACAUGAAACUGGCUGCGAUAUUGUGUCAAGCAUUCGAUGAUUGCCACAAUUUGGAGAGCAUGUUCAAGCUCAUAAAUAUUGUGGGAAGCGUAAUCGAUCGCCCUAAAAUCAAAGAGCAAUUUACACAGCGGUACACAGAGAUCGUUCAAAUGCUCGAAGUGGAAAUGACUACGUGUGAGGAUAUAUUUUACAAACAAAUUGAUUUGCAACAAAUGAACAAGAACUUGUAUCCCGAUUACAACUGUCCACCGGUAGCCGCCUUUAUACGCUGGUGUAACCAACUGGAGGCCCGUAUCAGCACACCAGUUACAAAUUUUCAAAAACUACAACAUGACAUAACCAAGUCUGAAAUCGCUGAGGAUAUAUUUACUCGUUACGAACGAUUGAUGCGUCGCCUAGGCAUACAUAAAACCUGUGCCUUCGACGAAUGGAGUGAAAAAUUGCCCGAACAAAUCGAAACGAAUCUGAAAGUUUCGUUAAUUGCACGUGAUCCCAAUAGUAAUUCGUUAAUAUUGAAUUUCAGCCCUGAACUCUUCAGUAUUCUGCGCGAGGUGCACUAUUUGAAGCAAAUGGCUGUCGACGGUAUACCGGAGAUCGCUUUAAAUUUCGCUGAGAAGAACGAAAUUUUUCGCACGUACACUUUGAAUCUAGAAAAAACCAUCGACUGGUAUAAUUCUAUACAAGAGAAUAGUUCCCCGGUUGAACUGAAAUUGAUCGAAUCGGAGAUUAAACAAAUCGAUGAUUUGGUAGAGAUUGGUGUCAAUGAGUUAGUGUGGAAUUCCGAAGAUAUUACAACAUAUCUGGACAAGUUACGUACACCGGUCGCAGCUUUACAAAAUCGUAUGCAUCACACACAAAGUAAUCUGCAACAAAUCAGUCAACUGAUGUCCGUUUGGGCAAAGCAACCACUUUUCGAACGGAAGGAUUCCAAAAAGGAUACGGUGCUUAGUAUUGAAGAGCGUCCAGAUCGCACGGCGAAACGUUAUGCCGAAAUACAAGCCGCUUCUGUAGACAUACACAACUUACUGCAAGACAACGUGAUUCAGUUUAAUAUGGAAAGUAGACAAGAAGAUGGAAUUUGGUUGAAUUAUGUAGACUUUGUAGACAAUAUUGUCUAUGAGAAUAUAUUGAAGACCGUAGGUGUAAGUGUUGGCUAUUUGGCAGAGAACAUGGACCCGGAUAAUAAUUGCGCGCCACUUUUCGAAUCCCGUUUAGAGUUGGUAGAACCGAACUUGGUGUUUGUGCCCUCUCUUAAUCCCGAAGACCCGAUGGGUUUUAAUAACAUGUUAAUCGAAUUAAUGCGCGACAUAAUGAAAAUGGCCACAUUAAUAAAACGUCUAAAGAAAAAUGAGAAACGCAAUUAUGGUGAUAUGGUUAAGGAAAACCAAGAUAUAAUUGAUAUGCGUCGUGAGAUUUUGAACGGUGUUGAUCGUGUUAUGGAAGAAGCAUCGUUGUUUUGUCGCCAAUUUGAACGUUACUCCUAUCUCUGGCUAGACGAUCGGCAUGAAUGUAUGGAGUAUUUUCUUGAAUAUGGACGCAUUUUGGAUGUAGACGAAAUCGAUUUGGUAUUGAUGAAAGAACCGAGUGCACCGCAACCAUGUGCCCCCACAAUCGAGGCGUUCCGUGAACAAAUCGAUAACUACGAAUCGUUAUUUAAUGAAAUCGAAGAUAUUGCACCUUUUCAAAUUUUCAAUUCUUGGUUUCAAGUCGACGUACGACCCUUCAGGCAGGCAUUGCUGAAUACAGUUUGCAAAUGGGGCAAUAUGUUUAAGGAACAUCUGGUGAAUACUGUUACAAAUAAUCUCAUGGAUUUGAGUUGUUUCAUACGCAAGGCCGAUGAGGGUUUAUUGCAGACCGUCAAGGAAGGUGAUUAUGAUGGACUUGUUAGCAUUAUGGCCUUUUUGAUGCAGGUAAAGGAGCGCGCUGUCAAAACGGACAAUAUGUUCGAACCCAUGCAAGAGACCAUACAAUUGCUGAAGUACUUCGAUAUGGAUAUACCGGAAGAGGUGAAUGUGUUACUACAAGAACUACCCGAACAGUGGGUGAAUACGAAAAAGAUUGCAACCACUGUAAAACAGCAAGUGUCGCCUUUGCAGGCCACCGAGGUGGUGCGCAUACGCAAUAAGGUGACCGAAUUUGAGACACAUACACAACUAUUUCGGGAAAUUUUCAGACAUUACAAAUUCUUCCGAUUUGAUUGUAAUGAGCCCUAUCUGUUGAUUGAUCGUAUAAAUGAAGACAUAUAUCGGCUGGAGUGCGAAAUGCGUGAAAUACAACAAUCGGGUAGUUUGUUUGAGGUUAAUAUACCGGAGUUCAAGGCACUGAAGCAAUGUCGCAAGGAAUUGCGAAUGUUAAAGCAAUUGUGGGACUAUGUAUACAUCGUACAGACCUGCAUCGAAGAUUGGAAAACGACGCCAUGGCGCAAAGUAGAUGUGGAGAAUAUGGACAUUGAAUGUAAAAAAUUCGCCAAGGAUAUACGUCUAUUGGACAAGGAAAUGCGCUCCUGGGAUACAUUCAUAAAUUUGGAAUCCACUGUCAAGAAUAUGCUAACUUCCUUGCGAGCGGUUGGUGAAUUGCAGAAUCCAGCCAUACGUGAACGUCACUGGAAUCAACUUAUGAACUCCACCAAGAGUCUAGCCGCUUUACCAAAGGACAUAACGGUGAAAUUCAUAAUGGAUCAUGAAACGACGCUCGCCGAGCUGUUGGGACUAAAUUUGCAUGAAUGUGAGGAGGAGGUGAAGAAUAUCGUCGAUAAAGCGGUGAAAGAAAUGUCAAUGGAGAAAAUACUACGCGACUUACAUACCACUUGGUCUGCGAUGGAAUUCGAUCAUGAACUCCAUCCACGCACUGGCUGUAAUCUCCUCAAGGCAUCGGAGGAACUCAUAGAGACUCUCGAAGAUAAUCAGGUCUGCUUACAAAAUCUGAUAACAUCGAAGUACAUUGCGCACUUCCUUGAGGAGGUGUCAACAUGGCAGAACAAACUGAUGGUAGCCGAUCAGGUGAUUACCGUCUGGUUUGAGGUGCAACGCACUUGGACCCAUCUAGAAAGUAUCUUCAUGAGUUCCGAAGACAUACGUAAACAAUUGCCAGUCGACUCGGAUCGUUUCGAUCGCAUCGACGCUGAAUUUCGCAUAUUAAUGGACGAAAUGUCCGUAUCGUCGAAUGUGGUUGCGUCGACAAAUCGACCGGGUUUGAUUGAACGUUUGGAACAUUUGCAAAAGGAGCUUACAUUGUGUGAGAAGGCACUGGCAGAGUAUUUGGAAACGAAACGUUUAGCUUUUCCUCGUUUCUACUUUGUAUCAUCGGCCGAUCUGCUUGAUGUACUGAGCAAUGGUAUUCAGCCAGAGAUGGUCACCAAACAUUUGACUAAACUUUUUGAUUCGAUAGCACGUUUGAAAUUUAAUCGCGACGAAUCGAACGAAAUCGACACAGCUUCGGGUAUGUAUGCCAAAGAUGGUGAAUAUGUGGAAUUCAAUGAAUUGGCGAGUAUACGCGGCCCGGUGGAGGUGUGGCUGAAUCGCAUCCAAGCGGCCAUGCGUGCCUCGCUACGUCAUUACGUUUCCGAAGCUGUUGUCGCUUAUGAGGAAAAGCAACGUGAACAAUGGUUAUUCGACUAUCCUGCACAGGUAUCACUUUGUGGAUCACAAAUUUGGUGGUCCACUGAGGUGAACAUUGCCUUCGGUCGUUUGGAGGAAGGUUACGAUAAUGCCAUCAAGGACUAUUACAAAAAACAGAUCUCUCAGUUGAGCUUGCUCAUCACACUACUGUUGGGCGAGCUAACCAAAGGAGAUCGCCAAAAGAUAAUGACCAUAUGCACAAUUGAUGUACAUUCGCGCGAUGUUGUCGCUAAAAUGAUCCAAGCCAAACUGGAUUCGGGUUCGGCAUUCAUGUGGCAAUCACAGUUACGUCAUCGUUAUGAUGAGGGUGAAAGAGAUUGUUUUGCCAACAUUUGCGACGCAGAGUUUCAAUAUUCACACGAAUAUUUGGGUAAUACGCCACGUCUUGUUAUCACACCGCUUACCGAUCGCUGUUAUAUCACACUGACUCAAUCGCUACACUUGAUUAUGGGUGGUGGCCCCGCUGGUCCGGCGGGUACCGGUAAAACCGAAACCACCAAAGAUUUAGGUCGCGCUCUAGGUAUUAUGGUCUACGUUUUCAAUUGUUCGGAACAAAUGGACUAUCAGUCGUGUGGUAAUAUCUAUAAAGGACUGGCCCAAACUGGAGCUUGGGGCUGUUUCGACGAAUUUAACCGCAUCACUGUGGAGGUGCUUUCCGUUGUAGCUGUGCAGGUGAAGUCUGUGCAAGAUGCCAUACGUGACAAGAAGCAAAAAUUCAAUUUCAUGGGUGAAAUCAUAAGUUGUGUGCCCACGGUGGGUAUAUUCAUAACCAUGAAUCCCGGUUAUGCUGGCCGUACAGAGUUGCCGGAGAACCUAAAAGCACUCUUUCGUCCCUGCGCUAUGGUUGUACCAGAUUUUGAGUUGAUUUGUGAAAUUAUGCUGGUAGCUGAAGGUUUCCAAGAUGCGCGAGUAUUGGCCAGAAAAUUUAUUACGCUCUACACACUAUGCAAAGAACUGCUCUCCAAACAGGAUCACUACGAUUGGGGACUAAGAGCAAUCAAAUCCGUGCUGGUAGUUGCAGGUUCGCUUAAGCGAGGUGAUCCCGGCCGACCUGAGGAAGAGGUACUCAUGCGUGCCUUACGUGAUUUCAAUAUACCGAAGAUCGUCACAGAUGAUAUGCCAGUUUUUAUGGGUCUCAUUAGCGAUUUGUUUCCCGCUUUGGAUGUUCCCAGGAAACGUGAUCAAGACUUCGAACGCACAGUUAAACAGGCUGCCUCUGAUUUACUACUACAACCCGAAGACAACUUUAUCUUGAAAGUUGUACAGCUGGAGGAAUUACUAGAAGUACGACAUUCCGUUUUCAUAGUUGGCAAUGCUGGCACCGGCAAGACACAAGUGUGGAAAACUCUAUUACGCACUUAUCAAAAUAUCAAAAGAAAACCGAUUUUUAACGAUUUAAAUCCAAAAGCUGUUACCAAUGAUGAACUCUUCGGUAUCAUCAAUCCGGCGACACGUGAGUGGAAGGAUGGCUUGUUUUCGGUUAUAAUGCGAGAUCAAGCAAACAUAACGGGUGAUCAGCCCAAAUGGAUUGUGCUCGAUGGCGAUAUCGAUCCAAUGUGGAUUGAGAGCUUAAAUACUGUUAUGGACGAUAACAAAGUGUUGACUUUGGCCAGUAACGAGCGCAUUGCGCUGACACCUUCGAUGCGCUUGCUUUUUGAGAUUUCCAAUUUGAGAACAGCCACUCCAGCAACCGUUUCUAGAGCAGGCAUACUCUAUAUAAAUCCACAAGAUUUGGGUUGGAAUCCUUACGUCAGCAGUUGGGUGGAAACUCGAAAAAUACCAUCCGAAAAGUCCAAUUUGGUAAUGCUUUUCGAUAAAUAUAUACCGGCCUCAUUAGAGACCAUACGCACACGUUUUAAGAAAAUUACACCCAUUGCCGAGAUGGCACACAUACAGAUGUUAUGUCAUCUGUUGGAAUGCUUCUUGACGCCUACGAACACACCAGCCGAUUGUCCAAAAGAAUGGCAUGAACUGUAUUUCGUUUUUGCUUGUGUUUGGGCAUUCGGAUCGGCUAUGUUCCAGGAUCAAGCGAUCGACUACCGAGUCGAAUUCAGCAAAUGGUGGGUAAAUGAGUUCAAAACCGUUAAGUUCCCACAGGGCGGCACAGUGUUCGACUAUUUUCUUGAUACAGAAACUAAAACCUUCCUACCGUGGACCGAAAAAAUUCCGAAGUUUGAAUUAGAAUCCGAUUUACCGUUACAAGCAGUACUGGUGCAUACCUCUGAAUCAAUACGCGUACGUUUCUUCCUCGAGCUACUUAUGAAUAUGCGACAUCCUGUUAUGUUGGUAGGCACCGCAGGUUGUGGCAAAACUGUACUAGUGAACGAAAAGCUACAGGCACUCAAUGAGAAUUAUGCGGUCACUACGAUUCCCUUCAACUACUACACCACCUCGGAAAUGCUGCAAAAAAUACUGGAGAAGCCGUUGGAGAAAAAAGCAGGUCGUAAUUAUGGCCCACCAGGCAAUAAGACGCUUAUCUACUACAUUGACGAUAUGAAUAUGCCGGCAGUGGACUGUUAUGGCACCGUACAACCACACACCAUUAUCCGUCAACAUCUGGACUAUGGACAUUGGUACGACCGCAAUAAGCUGUCCUUAAAGGAUAUACACAAUUGUCAGUAUGUGGCUUGCAUGAAUCCGACAGCUGGAAGCUUCACUAUAAAUCCUCGCCUCCAGCGGCAUUUCUGUGUGUUGGCCGUAAGCUUUCCUAGUGGUGAUUCUAUCACUUCGAUCUUUUCGACGAUCUUGUCACAGCAUUUUGCAAAUGCUGAGCAGAAGUUUAAUCCGAUAGUGACGCGCAUGACAUCUAACAUUGUUGCCGCAACACUGGCUCUGCAUAACAAGUCUAUGCAGAUUUUCUUGCCGACUGCAAUAAAAUCACAUUACAUAUUCAAUUUGAGAGAUAUCAGCAACGUUUUUCAGGGUUUACUUUUCAGCACAGCCGAUUGCUUGACUAGCUCAUCCGAUCUUAUACGCCUGUGGCAGCACGAGACCCAACGUGUCUACGGCGAUAAAUUAAUCGAUGAUAAGGACAUCGACAGUUUUACGAAGAUGCAACACGACAUAGUGAAGAAGUCUUUUGAGGAAAUUGACGAAUCUGUUAUUUUUGACAAACCCAAUAUAUAUUGUCAUUUCGCUGGAGGAAUUGGUGAACCCAAGUACAUGCCCGUCAUGGGCUGGACUGAGCUUCACAAACUCCUUCAGGAAGCAAUGGCAUCGUACAAUGAUCUUGUGGCGGCAAUGAAUUUGGUGCUCUUCGAGGACGCUAUGAUGCAUGUGUGCAGAAUAAAUCGCAUCUUAGAAUCGCCGCGUGGCAGUGCCCUGUUGGUCGGCGUUGGUGGCAGCGGAAAACAGUCACUAUCACGACUCGCCGCUUUUAUUUCUAGCUUGGAAGUGGUGCAAAUACAAUUGAAAAAGGGUUAUGGCAUAAAUGACCUGAAGAACGAAUUCUCCGGCUUGUAUCUGAAAGCUGGUUUGAAGAAUGUUGGCACUAUGUUUCUUAUGACCGAUGCACAAAUACCUAGUGAAGAUUUUCUCGUACUUAUCAAUGAUAUGCUUUCUACGGGCGAAAUACCUGAUCUUUUUCCCGAUGACGAAAUUGAAAACAUAAUAGCUGGAGUACGCAACGAAGUGAAAGGCGCCGGAAUGGUAGAUUCACGCGAGAACUGUUGGAAAUUCUUCAUAGAUCGCGUUCGUAAACAACUCAAAAUUGUGCUUUGCUUCUCGCCAGUUGGAUCUACGUUACGUGUACGUUCACGUAAAUUCCCAGCUAUCAUAAAUGCCACAUCUAUCAAUUGGUUCCAUGAGUGGCCACAAGAAGCACUCAUCUCGGUGGCAAUGAACUUUCUGUCGUUAAAUAAAGUUUUACCUGAAACACAUCGCGAUUCGGUAGCUAAAUUUAUGGCCUAUGUACACACCUCGGUGAAUGCUAUGUCAAAAGUGUAUCUACAAACUGAGCGACGUUACAACUAUACCACACCAAAAAGUUAUCUUGAACAGAUAAGUUUGUAUUUGAAGUUAUUAAACCACAAACACGACGAUUUACAGGGUAAGAUCGUGCGCUUAGAGAAUGGUUUGGAGAAGUUACGUUCCACCGCUGUGCAAGUGGCCGAUUUAAAGGUGAAAUUGGCUGUACAAGAAGUGGAAUUGAAAGAAAAGAAUGAGGCUGCUGAUGCGCUAAUUGAAAUCGUCGGUAUCGAAACGGAAAAGGUGCAAACAGAGAAGGCAGUGGCUGAUGAGGAGGAGAUGAAAGUUGCGCUUAUCGCCGAUGAAGUAAGUAAAAAACAGAAAGACUGUGAAGAAGAUUUACUAAAAGCGGAACCGGCACUGACAGCAGCACAAGAUGCACUCAACACUUUAAACAAGGCAAACUUAACAGAACUCAAAUCGUUUGGCUCACCACCGGGCGCGGUAACAAAUGUCACCGCCGCUGUUAUGGUACUGCUAGCACCAGGUGGCAAACUGCCUAAAGAUCGUUCAUGGAAAGCAGCGAAAAUUUCAAUGGCAAAGGUGGAUACGUUUUUGGACUCACUCAUCAAUUAUGAUAAAGAGAAUAUACAUCCGGAAAUCAUAAAAGCUAUACAGCCCUAUCUAAAAGACCCUGAGUUUGAGCCCGAGUUUGUACGCUCCAAGUCAGGUGCUGCUGCGGGACUCUGUGCCUGGGUAAUCAAUAUAAUCAAAUUCUAUGAAGUAUACUGCGAUGUCGAGCCGAAGCGUAAGGCUUUGGCAGCGGCGAAUGCAGAACUUGCUGCUGCUCAAGAAAAACUAUCAGGCAUUAAAAGGAAAGUCGCGAACCUUGAGGAGCAAUUGGCAAAACUAACUGCGGAUUUUGAACAAGCAACUGCUGAUAAGUUACGUUGUCAACAGGAGGCCGAUGCUACACAAGCUACAAUCGCACUAGCAAACCGCCUGGUUAAUGGUCUGGCUAGUGAGAACGUACGCUGGGCUGAAGCGGUAAAUAGCUUCGUGAAACAAGGCAUUACUUUACCGGGCGAUAUUCUGCUUAUUACCGCCUUCAUCUCAUAUGUGGGCUGUUUCACUAAACAGUUUCGCAUCGAUCUGAUGCAAAAAAUGUGGGCACCGUUCUUGAAGAGCAUCGAUCCACCUAUACCAACCACUGAAAAUUUAGAUCCAUUAUCCUUGCUAACGGAUGACACCACAAUCGCGAUAUGGACGAAUGAAGGUUUGCCCAGCGAUCGCAUGUCAACUGAGAACGCCACUAUACUUUCGAAUUCAGACCGCUGGCCGCUGAUGAUCGAUCCACAGCUACAAGGCGUCAAAUGGAUAAAACAAAAGUAUGGCGAAGAGCUUAAGGUGAUACGUUUGGGCCAACGCAGCUACUUGGAUGUAAUAGAGUUGGCUAUCACUAAAGGCUGCAUUGUGCUGAUCGAGAAUAUCGAUGAAAACCUAGAUCCAGUAUUGGAUUCGUUGCUAGGUAGAAAUCUGAUAAAGAAGGGCAAAGCGAUCAAAAUUGGCGACAAGGAAAUCGAGUACAACUCCAACUUUCGUUUAAUAUUACAUACGAAAUUAGCAAAUCCACACUAUAAGCCAGAAAUGCAAGCACAAAGCACUUUGAUUAACUUUACUGUAACACGUGACGGCUUGGAGGAUCAACUAUUGGCGGAAGUUGUUAAGGCUGAACGUCCUGAUCUGGAAGAUUUGAAAGCCGAGUUAACAAAGCAACAAAAUGAUUUUAAAAUUAUGCUGAAGAAGCUUGAAGACGACUUAUUAUCCAGGUUAUCAUCGGCAGGUGAUAAUAUAUUGGGUGAUACCGCUUUAGUAGAAAACUUAGAAACUACUAAGAGUACUGCUUCUGAGAUCGAAAUUAAGGUCGCUGAGGCAAAAAUUACUUCAAAGGAGAUUGACAAAGCUCGCGAAUAUUAUCGACCAGCAGCUGCAAGGGCCAGUUUGCUUUACUUCAUACUCAACGAGCUCAAUACUAUUAAUCCAAUUUAUCAAUUUUCGCUUAAGGCUUUUAGCGUAGUUUUUCAAAAGGCCAUCGCACGCGCCGAACCUGGCGAAACUUUAAAUGCACGCGUUUUGAACUUAAUUGAUUGCAUAACCUACUCCGUAUUUCAAUAUACUUCGAGGGGUCUAUUCGAAUGUGAUAAAUUAAUAUUUGCCUCGCAAAUGGCUUUUCAGAUCCUUUUGAUGAACGAGGAGAUUACAUCUACGGAACUGGACUUUUUACUCCGCUUCCCGAUUAAACCGCACGUCACCAGUCCGGUUGAUUUUCUCUCCAACCAAUCGUGGGGCGGAAUAUGCAGUCUGGCGUCUAAAGAUGAAUUCCGUAACCUCGAUCGAGACAUAGAGACUUCAUCGAAGCGUUGGAAAAAAUUAGUGGAGUCCGAAGCACCAGAGAAGGAGAAAUUCCCACAGGAGUGGAAGAAUAAGACGGCACUGCAACGUCUAUGCAUGAUACGUGCACUGCGGCCUGAUCGCAUGACCUAUGCACUAGCAGACUUCAUCGCUGAGAAACUUGGUAAUAAAUAUGUGGAGAAUCGCGCUUUAGAAUUUGCUAAAUCUUUUGAGGAAACCAGUCCCUCCACACCCAUUUUCUUUAUACUAUCACCGGGCGUAAAUCCACUUAAGGACGUUGAGGCUUUGGGAAAACUUUUAGGUUACACAAUGGAUCUGGGUAAUUUUCAUAAUGUCUCUUUGGGUCAGGGACAAGAGGUUAUUGCCGAAGCGGCUAUGGAUACAGCAGCUAAAAAUGGACAUUGGGUCGUAUUGCAAAAUAUACAUUUAGUGCGUAAAUGGUUGCCGGUGUUGGAAAAGAAAUUGGAAUUCUAUGCAGAAGGUUCACAUCCCGAAUAUCGCAUGUUUUUAAGUGCCGAACCGGCUUCAUCGCCAUCGGCGCACAUCAUACCACAAGGAAUACUGGAGUCCUCCAUUAAGAUUACAAAUGAACCACCUACCGGCAUGUUGGCCAAUCUACAUAAAGCGCUCGACAACUUCACCCAAGAAACAUUGGAAAUGUCUGGCAAGGAAGCUGAAUUUAAAGCUAUACUUUUCUCACUUUGCUACUUUCACGCCGUGGUCGCAGAGCGCCGUAAAUUUGGGCCACAAGGUUGGAAUAAGAUCUAUCCAUUUAAUGUGGGCGAUUUAAAUAUCAGCGUAUCGGUAUUGUAUAAUUACCUCGAGGCAAAUGCCAAGGUUCCAUGGGAGGAUUUGCGUUAUCUCUUCGGUGAAAUCAUGUAUGGCGGUCACAUAACAGACGAUUGGGACCGUCGCUUAUGCAUUACAUAUCUCGAAGAGUACAUGCAACCGGAUCUAGUGGAUGGUGAACUGUUUCUAGCACCAGGUUUUCCUGCACCGCCCAACACCGACUACGCCGGCUAUCAUGCUUAUGUUGACGAAACGAUGCCAGCCGAGUCGCCAUACCUUUACGGACUGCAUCCGAAUGCAGAAAUUGGUUUCUUAACCACACGUGCGGAGAAUAUAUUUCGCACUGUUUUUGAGAUGCAACCGCGUGAUGCUGGUGCUAGUGGUGGUGCCACGGUGACCAGGGAGGAUAAAGUGAAACAGAUUGUAGAUGAGAUCAUGGAGAAAUUACCCGAAGAGUUUAAUAUGGUGGAGAUUAUGAACAAGGUGGAGGAGCGUACGCCGUACGUGAUUGUGGCCUUUCAAGAAUGUGAACGCAUGAAUUAUCUAACGAGCGAGAUGAAGCGUAGUCUAAAAGAGUUGGAUCUGGGUUUAAAAGGCGAGCUCACGAUCACAUCAGACAUGGAAGUACUGGAAAAUUCAUUGUUUCUGGAUCAAGUGCCGCCAGUAUGGACGCAACGCGCCUAUCCAUCACUAUUGGGUUUGAAUUCAUGGUUCAUCGAUCUGUGUUUGCGAUUACGUGAAUUGGAAACAUGGUCUACUGAUUUUGUGCUUCCUUCCUGUGUUUGGUUGGCCGGCUUUUUCAAUCCGCAGUCACUAUUAACCGCAAUUAUGCAGAGCACCGCGCGUCGCAAUGAAUUACCGUUAGAUAAAAUGUGCUUACAAUGUGAUGUGACUAAAAAGCAGAAGGAGGAUUUUACCACGGCACCGCGUGAAGGCGCCUAUGUUCAUGGGAUAUUUAUGGAAGGCGCCAGAUGGGAUGUACAGCAGGGUAUCAUAAUGGAAUCGCGUCUCAAAGAGCUCUAUCCACCGAUGCCAGUGAUAAAUAUUCGGGCUAUUACGCAAGAUAAGCAAGAUCUACGCAACAUGUAUGAAUGUCCUUUGUAUAAGACGCGUACUCGCGGUCCCACUUAUGUCUGGACUUUCAAUCUGAAAACUAAGGAUAAACCCGGUAAAUGGACACUAGCUGGGGUGGCUCUGCUACUGCAACCUUAAAUAAUACAAUUGCUGUUCUUAAUUGAACAUUUAUUUAAAUUCCAUAACUUACUAAAUUAAGUAAUUUAAAAAAUUUAAUUUACUUCUGCACUUUUACUAAUGCAUAGAAAUACAGAGCCUUAGGCUUGCACUAAAGAAU